AUGCUCGAUCCCGUCAAUGAUGCUGGUGCUCGUCUCUACAAUAAGGCCCUGCGGCUUGCAGCCCCGACGCCAGUGAACCUGCCGCCGACCCCAGUGACCCCCGCGUCGGCUGCCACCCCGGUCCCGCUGUCAAAGCUGCCGUCGGCCGCGCCCGCGGUCGCACCGGCCAAGCCCCCGCGGGCGACGCCUCCCCCUAUCGUGACGCCACCUCCCUCCAUGCCGCCCGCGGUGCUCCUGCUCGCCGCGACGCCUCCGCCAACAGCCACGCCCCCAACCGAGGCGCCCGCGACGCUGCUGCCGGCUGAGGCGUCGUCCAAGGGCAAGAACAAAGCACAAGAGGAGGAGGAAGCAGCACAGCAAGAAGGAGGCCCCCACGGAGGCGCCGCGGCCGCUGAGCCCACCGGUGCCCGCCGCGCCGUCGCCCGCUGA
Messenger RNA from Setaria italica (foxtail millet), 429 nucleotides. RefSeq names its product classical arabinogalactan protein 9-like. The coding region runs from base 1 to 429 and encodes 142 amino acids. The transcript has a single exon. NCBI's taxonomy places the organism in Eukaryota, Viridiplantae, Streptophyta, Magnoliopsida, Poales, Poaceae. The record is from RefSeq and is a predicted model, not a curated record.